Morus notabilis is the source of this 873-nucleotide messenger RNA. RefSeq lists its product as uncharacterized. The record is from RefSeq and is a predicted model, not a curated record. The transcript has a single exon. Gene Ontology annotation, molecular function: zinc ion binding; nucleic acid binding. The coding region runs from base 1 to 873 and encodes 290 amino acids. Lineage: Eukaryota; Viridiplantae; Streptophyta; Magnoliopsida; Rosales; Moraceae.
AUGGAUGCCAUGUAUGGUGCUUUCCAAGGCAUGGCCACUCAAGCUCAGAAUGAGCGACCGGCCGACGAUAGGAAGCAUAGUUACUUCUGUGAAUUUGGGCAUGCACAUAUCCUCAUAUUCAAUAGUGAGGGAGGAUCCCAGGAAGCGGAGUAUUGGUUUGACUCCAUAGUUAACCACUUGAACACUAUGGGAGUGACAGAGGAAUAUUGGAUAGAAUUCGCGGUGUAUAAGAUGGAAGGCCAAGCAAGUACUUGGUGGAAACAGGUGAGGAAAAGGCUUGAUGUUGCAGGAAUGACCUGGGAGCAGUUUGAAGUUUUCUUUAAUGAACAAUACUCCCCACAGAGUUACCGAGAUGAAAAAGCAAUGGAGUUUAUGUCCUUGCUACAAGGUGAUAUGUCAAUGAGGGAGUAUGAGGUAAAAUUCAAUGAUUUAUCCCGGUUUGCACCAUCUAUGGUGAAGUCCGAACACCUAAGGUGUCUUAAAUUCGAGAAGGGUCUUAAGAAUUCUGUAAGGAGACCACUGGUGGCUCUGAGAAUUAAAAAUUUUUUAGACUUGGUGGUUGCUGCUACAAGCGUGGAGCAGGAUAACCUAGCUUAUCAGCAAAAUAAGAAAGCAACUGGUCGAGUUUCUGGUUCUGGUGGACCUUCUGCUUCAGGUAGGCCGCAACAGAGUGGUAGGAGAAACUGCAAUCAUGGACAGAUUAGCAGAGAAAUGAUUAGUGGUGGUAGCAGUUCCUCUGGAAGUGACAGGAGUGGUCCUUAUCGACCCAAGUGUCAUCAUUAUGGGCAGAUUGGUCACAUCAAGAGGAACUGCCCUAAUCAGAAUUGGCUGCCGACUCAACAGCAAUCUCAGAGUGAUACUUCUUACGGUUAA